Callithrix jacchus (white-tufted-ear marmoset) is the source of this 3886-nucleotide messenger RNA. RefSeq names its product orthodenticle homeobox 2 (gene OTX2). Lineage: Eukaryota; Metazoa; Chordata; Mammalia; Primates; Cebidae. Gene Ontology annotation, biological process: regulation of transcription by RNA polymerase II; multicellular organism development. Gene Ontology annotation, cellular component: nucleus. The record is from RefSeq and is a predicted model, not a curated record. Gene Ontology annotation, molecular function: RNA polymerase II cis-regulatory region sequence-specific DNA binding; DNA-binding transcription factor activity, RNA polymerase II-specific.
UACGUGUACUGGUGUCUGUCGGCCAUCACCCUAUAGUACCGCCAAUAGACCGACCGAUGCCCCUGUGGGAACGUGGAGUUCUGCAGGCGGAUGCAUUAUUUUCUCUUACAAAUUUUGAGGCGUAACAACGAUCGUUGCAAAAAAAGAAAUGUGAUCUGGAAAUGAGAGCGGGAGUGGGAGAGAGUCAGAGAGCGUGCUCCUGGGGGUCGUCGCUUCUGCAAAACGUCGUCGAAACGCUGCGAGUGUAAUCUGGGUGUUUUGGAAGGUUUUGUUUGUGGUUUUGUUUUUACGUCAACGCCGUUCUGGGCUUCUCCCCGCGAUCUUUGCGUUUUGGCCCCUAGAUUGGUUUGGGGUCGUUUGGAUGGAUCCCAAAGACGUUUUUAGAGUCCGAGACAAAACGAUGCAGAUGUAGCUAGAUGUAUGGAUUGAAACAACGAUAAUAAAAAGUCAGGCGCCUCCUUGGGCCCGCGCGCCGGAAACCUGGCUGGCUUGCGGGUCUGCCUGGGCCAGGGGCAGCCGCUCGAGCCCCUGCCCGCCCCUGAUGAACCUGAGUGGAAACCGGAGCGGAUAACCGAGGAGGACGAGAGCGCUGGUUUGUAGUCAGCCCCGGCGCUCGCCGCUCGCUUUUUUUUGGCCUCCUCUCCCUCAGCCUAACGCAGCUCGGUUCUCUUUCUUCCAAAAGCUUCCAGGUCACCUCUUUGUUUUUAAACACCCACCACCCCACAAAACCAAACCACCUUGGGCUGAAAUUACGCAGCCCCCUACCCCCACCCCCGGUUGCCCUGGUCCCCGACCCUGGUCACACGGCCGAGAGAACGUGAAGAGUGGUUUUUCAACAGGACUUUGCCGGGCAUGGUUCGCGGCCCGCCCCCGUCGCCCUCCGCGCGCACCUGGGGCGGGCAGAAGUGGCAGCGAGUGGCCCCUGCUCCGCCCGAGGCCGCGGCCGGGCCGAGGACAGGAAUCCUUCUGCUGGGACCGCGGCCCCUCAGCUGUUCUCUGGCGGGGAGCGUCAGGGCUUGCCCGCGCGCUCGCGCACCCCCUUCCCAGGUUCAGGCUCGGAGACAAUGAGGUGUCGUGGGUCUGGACCGGGCGGGGGCGGAGGGGUUCGCCGAGGCCCAGCUUGUGCCCUGGGUCUGCUCAGUGAGAACCAUUAGAAGGUCUCUGCCAGCUCCGGUCCCGGGCGACUGGUCGGGCUGCAAACUCCCAAGAAGUCUUCGCUUUGCUGCGUUCAGGCCGAAGUGGUGCGCGGGGAGCGAAGGCCGAGCGGCGCUGACCCUGCGGUGGCUGAUUGCUUGGGGAGAGGACAGGGAAGUCGCUCCUUGAAAUUCUCCCCAGCAUCCUAGGGCUUUUCGGGAAGGAAUUUCUCCUGCUCAGUUCGGGACUUUUUCCAGGUGCCAAAAGUUAUUAGCAGGGGAGAGGAGCAGGAGAGGAAACUCCUCCCCCCAGAGCAAGGUAGACACCCAGACCUCAGCGCUGCUAACACCGGGGCUUUCUCCCAACGAUAAUUAAUAGUCAAGGCCAACCCUUUUGGCACGUUUCUUCCUCCCUCCCUCGCGGGUGGCAGAGUUGUUUGAUUCCCCGAGGCCAGAAACUUUCACUCGAGUUCGCCGGAGAGAGGCCAACGCCCGCCGUUUUCCGCGGUGCCCACACGUCUCCUUUUUCUUUCUUUCCUCCUCUUCGUCGUCUUUCCAGCCUCAGGCCAGUCGCCAGUCCGCGUAGUUUUGUUUCCUUUCCAUCAUGCAGAAAAUUAAUCAGCCCGGACGAGAAGCAGAGCGGAGCAUGGCUGCCUGUAAUUAAGGGACGUGUGCCCCUCGGAUUAUCUCGUUAGUUUAUCAAGAAAACAUUUAUUAUAAUUAAUUCUCGGACGAGUUCCACUGCUCCAUUCCCACCCACCAAGGACUCUGAACCUGUCCACCCCCAGCGCAUCAAGAUCUUCCAGCUGGGUACCCCCGAUUUGGGCCGACUUUGCACCUCCAAACAAUCUUAGCAUGAUGUCUUAUCUUAAGCAACCGCCUUAUGCAGUCAAUGGGCUGAGUCUGACCACUUCGGGUAUGGACUUGCUGCACCCCUCUGUGGGCUACCCGGCCACCCCCCGGAAACAGCGCCGGGAGAGGACGACAUUCACUCGGGCGCAGCUAGAUGUGCUGGAAGCACUGUUUGCCAAGACCCGGUACCCAGACAUCUUCAUGCGAGAGGAGGUGGCACUGAAAAUCAACUUGCCUGAGUCCAGGGUGCAGGUAUGGUUUAAGAAUCGAAGAGCUAAGUGCCGCCAGCAACAACAACAACAGCAGAAUGGAGGUCAAAACAAAGUGAGACCUGCCAAAAAGAAGACCUCUCCAGCUCGGGAAGUGAGUUCCGAGAGUGGAACAAGUGGCCAAUUCACUCCCCCCUCUAGCACCUCAGUCCCAACCAUUGCCAGCAGCAGUGCUCCUGUGUCUAUCUGGAGCCCAGCUUCCAUCUCCCCACUGUCAGAUCCCUUGUCCACCUCCUCUUCCUGCAUGCAGAGAUCCUAUCCCAUGACCUAUACUCAGGCUUCAGGUUAUAGUCAAGGAUAUGCUGGCUCAACUUCCUACUUUGGGGGCAUGGACUGUGGAUCUUAUUUGACCCCUAUGCAUCACCAGCUUCCCGGACCAGGGGCCACACUCAGUCCCAUGGGUACCAAUGCAGUCACCAGCCAUCUCAAUCAGUCCCCAGCUUCUCUUUCCACCCAGGGAUAUGGAGCUUCAAGCUUGGGUUUUAACUCAACCACCGAUUGCUUGGAUUAUAAGGACCAAACUGCCUCCUGGAAGCUUAACUUCAAUGCUGACUGCUUGGAUUACAAAGAUCAGACAUCCUCGUGGAAAUUCCAGGUUUUGUGAAGACCUGUAGAACCUCUUUUUGUGGGUGAUUUUUAAAUAUACUGGGCUGGACAUUCCAGUUUUAGCCAGGCAUUGGUUAAAAGAGUUAGAUGGGAUGAUGCUCAGACUCAUCUGAUCAAAGUUCCAAGAGGCAUAGAAGGAAAAAAUGAAGGGCCUUAGAGGGGCCUACCAACCAGCAACCUGAAAUGGACAAACCAAUCUACUUAAGAUCCUGUCAUAGUUUUAGAUAAUUGGUUUUCCUGAUUUGCGAAGUAAUCAAAAGCAUUCUAGCCAUGUGCAACCAAACACCACCAAAAAUAAAAUCAAACAAAACUAAGUUGUGAAGGAAGGGAGGGAAGAUCAUAGCCUUCUUAAGCAGAGGUGUCCAGUGUUUUAGCCAAUCCUUGGUUGAAUCUUAGGAAUGAACAGUGUCUCCAGCUCAUUCACGUUUCAUGACCAACUGGUAGUUGGCACUGAAAAAACUUUUCAGGGCUGUGUGAAUUGUGCGACUGAUUGUCCUAGAUGCACUACUUUAUUUAAAAAAUAAUGUUCAUAAGGAGUCAAUAUGUAGUUUAAGAGACAAUCAGUGUGUGUCUUAUAAAUGGUACAUCUGUGGUUUUUAAUCUGUGCUAGACUUCAAAACUGUGAUCUCCUGUUAUUGUAUGCAACCUUGAACUCCACCUCUGCAGGGGUUCUUCUGUGAUUAAAUAGGUUAUAAUUAUAAGCAAAAUUCAGAGCAACUGAGUACUGAUCUAAAAAGAUUACCUUUGGCUGGAGGUGAGCUGCACUGAAACUUUACGACAAAAUGUCUCUGGACGAGGAGAGUGAGAGAAGAGAAGCAAAAGGACACUAAUUCAUCUGUAAUUUACUGUUGGUAAGCCUAGCAGUAAAGAGACAUUGGUCAAUUGCCCUGACCCUGAUGGAUUACUAAACUGAGAUCAUUGUUGUUUAUGCUUGCAGAUGUUAACUGGAAAAGUUAUAUAUGCAUAAACCUUUUCUUCCUGGAUUUGGCAGAUAUGUAUAAUUAUAUUAAAAUGGUUCUAGCACAA